This is a messenger RNA of Engraulis encrasicolus (European anchovy), 893 nucleotides long. Its product is annotated as cysteine-rich venom protein Cau1-like. Lineage: Eukaryota; Metazoa; Chordata; Actinopteri; Clupeiformes; Engraulidae. The transcript has 6 exons. Gene Ontology annotation, cellular component: extracellular region. Bases 1 to 630 code for a protein of 209 amino acids. The record is from RefSeq and is a predicted model, not a curated record.
AUGGCCAGAAGUGACCAGACGGAGAUCCUGAACGAACACAAUGACUACAGAAGAAACGUCAAGCCCACAGCUACCAACAUGCUAAAGAUGAACUGGAACAGGGAGGCUGAAGCCAACGCUCAGAAGUGGGCCAAGACCUGCUCUAUGAAGCACAGUCACCCCAGCCAGAGAGAAAUAAGCACGAGUGGUUGUGGUGAGAACCUGUUCAUGGCCAGCAAUAGGAACACCUGGAGCUACGCCGUCAAGUCCUGGCACGACGAGGUGAAGGACUUCAAGCACGGGGUCGGCUCCAUCAACGGACGCAUUGUGGGACAUUACACUCAGAUGGUGUGGAAUAGGUCUGAUCAGCUGGGCUGUGCCAUGGCCUACUGCCCCAACUCCCGCUAUAAGUACUUCUACGUCUGCCAUUACUGCCCCCCGGGGAACUUUAACCUCCACACCCCCUACAAGGCCGGCCCCACAUGCAGAGACUGCCCCAACGACUGUGAGAACAAGCUGUGCACCAACCCGUGUCCGUAUGUGGAUCAGUACUCCAACUGUCCCGACCUGGUGAAGCAGCACGGCUGUAACAACUCCAACGUCGCCUCCUGGUGUCCGGCCUCAUGCAAGUGCAAGGGACAGAUCGUCUGAGGAGCCAGCCAGCACUCACGCAUAACUCUAUACACACACAUACACACACACACACACACACACACACACACACACACACACACACACACACACACACACACACACACACAUUUAUUUAGACAUGCACACACACACACGCGCACGCACACAUGCACACACACACUCUCUUUCUGUCCACUUCGCUGACCUAUUGGCCAUGCCAGUUCACACAUAUUCAUCUCAAGACUUGACCUCUUUAGCGACGUCGUUUAGAUGAACUUGGU